UUUUAACCAGUAUAAAAUCACAGGUGGAAACAAGAGAUCUGAACGCAUCUCUGGAGGUAAGUUCCACCAUCCCUCAUCGUUGAAUGAUUUUGUUGAUUUUAGAUUAUUCUUUGUUUUACAGGUUUAUCUUGUGGUUACGAAGGAUCCCGGGCCAUAAGCAUGACGUCAGCAGGCGUAGCCUCAACAAUCACGAACAGUAGCAGCAAUGUUUGGUGGAAGAAAAUAUUAUCACUCGUAAAAUGUUGAUCUUGACUGCAGUUACAACAACAGCAGCAUCAGCACCCAUUCGCAUUAAAACCACAAGAAGCGAACGCAGUUUGGUUAGAAGUAGCAGCGGUCAGUUUAGUACUAGUCCACAAAGAAACAUUUUUUUUCUCCCACGGCGGAAGCUCACCAGGCGCGGAAGUGGCUCAGCCAGUUUAUUUCGAUGGCUGCGAUGACCGGAAAAUGCGGAACGGAUUUCCUGAUUCCUACACGCAGCACACGAGGUUUAGCCUAUGGUUGCGAAGGAUCCCGGAUCAUACAUAAGAAAAUGCCAGCAGACUUAGCCACAACAACCACCACCACAUCACCAACAGUAGCAGCAAUGUGUGGUGGAAGGAAAUAUCAUCACUACAUCAAUCGUCCAGUUCCUCAGCCACUAUUGCGACUACAUGCUGAUCCGUCACUGAUCGUAUCACCAUUGCCGCCACCAACAGCAACGGCAGCACCACCAAAUCCAAAAGCAGAUAACCGCAGGAAACGUUUCUUGCAUUACCCCACCUGUUGUAAGUUGUCAUUUUUUCUUCUCCCACGGUGGAAGUGGCUCAGUAAUCGGAUACGCGAAAAAAAGUGUACUGGUUCAUAG
Messenger RNA from Uranotaenia lowii, 847 nucleotides. RefSeq lists its product as uncharacterized. The record is from RefSeq and is a predicted model, not a curated record. The transcript has 2 exons. NCBI's taxonomy places the organism in Eukaryota, Metazoa, Arthropoda, Insecta, Diptera, Culicidae. The coding region runs from base 428 to 847 and encodes 139 amino acids.